AUUCGAUUGGUAUCCCGCCAACGGUCACACUGCGUAGGCGAAUUCCGAAUUUCUGGAGUUUUUUUUAUUUGUUGGCUGGAUUGGUGUGGAAAAAUGACAAACUACAGGCCCAGGGAAACCGAAACCGAAGCAGCUAAUUAACAAGUCACUGGAGCAGAGCACAGGAGCAGCCGCACUCACAAUGGUCGACCCGGUGGCGGCGCUGUGCAACUACAAUGUCCUGGAGGUGAUCUUCUCCUACCUGGAGCUGGACGACCUGAGCCACUGCUCGCAGGUGUGCAAGAGCUGGUACCACUUCCUCAACGACGAGAACAGCGACGUGUGGCGCUGGCACUGCCUGAACAAGCUGCCCAAGGAGGCCCUCAAGUCCGACCUGCUCGCCUCCGUCUCCACGUACAAGACGAAGCUGCGGGCGUACUUCCACGCCUGGAGCCCCAACGACUGCUCCCGCAAUGUGUACAUCAAGCCCAACGGGUUCACCCUGCAUCGCAAUCCCGUGGCGCAGAGCACAGACGCGGCCCGCGGCAAGAUCGGCUUCCGCCACGGACGGCACACCUGGGAGGUGAUCUGGGAGGGACCGCUGGGCACCGUGGCCGUCAUCGGUAUAUCCACCAAGGAGGCGGCGCUGCAGUGCCACGGCUAUGUGGCUCUCCUCGGCUCCGAUGACCAGAGCUGGGGCUGGAACCUGGUUGAGAACCACCUGCUGCACAACGGCGACAUGCAGGGCAGCUAUCCGCUGCUGAACAAUGCACCCAAGUACCAGGUGGGCGAGCGGAUACGCGUCAUUCUCGACUGCGAGGACAACACGCUGUCGUUCGAGAAGAACUACGAGUUCCUGGGCGUGGCCUUUCGAGGACUGCCGGACAAGAAGCUCUAUCCCACAGUAUCCGCUGUCUACGGCAACACCGAGGUCUCGAUGGUCUACCUGGGCACUCCGUUGGACGGAUAGCUUUGGCCCCGGGCGUACUACUUGGUUAACACACUCAAUGGAUCCACUAGCUUAUCGUGUACAUUUGUAUUUAUCUCAAUUACGUUUGCUUCAUUCCACCUGCAACUCAGUUUGAUAUCGUAAAUUUAGUUACUAGUUUCGUUUUCUGUACAAAAUUAUACAUUUUGUUGAUUUUACGCUACGCCAAAGUUCAAUCCACCUCGGCACUAUCUUCACAUGGCAAUUUACGUUAGUUAUACGAACCAAAUGAAUAUAAUAUAGCGAUUAAACAAUA
Molecule: messenger RNA, 1223 nt
Organism: Drosophila takahashii
Lineage: Eukaryota; Metazoa; Arthropoda; Insecta; Diptera; Drosophilidae
Gene: Fsn
Product: F-box synaptic protein
Biological process (GO): proteasome-mediated ubiquitin-dependent protein catabolic process; synapse assembly involved in innervation
Cellular component (GO): synapse; SCF ubiquitin ligase complex
Molecular function (GO): protein binding
Source: RefSeq, a predicted model, not a curated record